Molecule: messenger RNA, 904 nt
Organism: Prorocentrum cordatum
Lineage: Eukaryota; Dinophyceae; Prorocentrales; Prorocentraceae
Source: the annotation of a GenBank genome assembly
CCUGAAGAUCCCAGCGAUCUUCCAGGUGCAGCCGUACGUGCAGCUGGCGAUUGCGUACAAUGUGAAGGAGAUCAUCGAGGCAAUCAAGGCCCGUAUCGGAGCGAAGAGCGGCCCGAGCAUGCUGCAGUCCCACAAGGCUCGGGUGGAGGCGUGCAAGGCGUGCGUCAGAGUCCAAGGAUCGGCAUUCUGCGAUCGCCACUCGGUCGCCUCCAGCAUGCUGAAGAACGGCUGGGAUCCGGACAUGGACGAGUGCAUGCCGAGGACCGCUGAGAGCAAGACUUUGUGCCAGUCCUUCGCCUGGAAGCCAAACAAUAGCGAGGCGCUGGGUCGGCCAGCCGGGGUCUUCGAGAAGCAGAUGUGCCCGUGCUACAACCAGCGCAGUGGGGAGAGGACUGGCCCCCGUUGGAUCACGAGCGAGAGCCACUGCGCGGAGAUGAGGUGGCCGAACGCCGACAGCGAGGCCGACCGCCGGCAGAUGAAGGCCUCGGACUGGAAGCUCGGCUUCACCAACAUCGGCAAGGGGAGGCCAGACAGGCUGAGUCUGGGCGACGAGCUGAACUUCCAGGGGCGUGCGAAGGGCUGCGAUCCGGGCUACGAGUGCUGCCAGUCCUGGCGCCAGGGUGAGGAGGUUCAGCGCUGCGUGGAGCUCGACGGCAUCACAAAGGCGACCCACUGGUGGUACCGGAAGAAGUGCUACAACUUCCACCCGACCGAUAUCGUGACAGACAAGAAGUGGAAAAAGGUGCAGCCGUUCCUGUGCGCUCCAACUGAGACGAACACCGGCUCUGGCUUCAAUGGCUCGUGGAUGUUUCAUGAGGGCAAGUGGGUUGAGAAGGCAACCGCGACCAAAUCGCGCCACAGGAGCGGUGCGGAGGUGCUCGACGGCGACGUCGUCGAGGAGUGA